Molecule: messenger RNA, 327 nt
Organism: Miscanthus lutarioriparius
Lineage: Eukaryota; Viridiplantae; Streptophyta; Magnoliopsida; Poales; Poaceae
Source: the annotation of a GenBank genome assembly
AUGGCCCACUCACCGUCGGGAUCGCACGCGGCGGCGCCCUCGAUCGGGGACGAUGCCUUCACCGACGCGGUGGCGGAGGACGGCGGCGACUCCAAGCUCUCCGCGCUCCUCUUCGACGUGUCGCAGCAGGUGCAGGGCGGUCUCCAGAGCAUGCUCAAGAUGAGCAGCGAGAUCGCGCGGUGUGACGGCGAGAUCGACGCGGAGGUGGAGCGCGCGAGGGAUGCCGUGGCGGAGAAAGGCCGGGCGCUGCACGACGAGCGGGAGAGGGUCCAGAAGGCCGCCCUCGCCGCGCUCGACAUCCUCAGCGGCGGCCGUGGCGCCAUCUGA